CAGUCCCAAGGGAACCCUUUGUGCGGCACAAGCGACGUGGCUUUGUGCGCGUUGCUCUCCUCAAAGCCAGCCGAGCGUGCUUUGUUUGCGGUCAUCGCCCCACUUUGACGAGUUAGUCGUCACUCGUGCAGCAGUGGAGCCAGCGCAGCUCGGCGAUGGAGGCGCAAUUCAUCGCCGGCUCCUGGCCGGCCAUUCAUGCAAUUCCACUGCUCCGCUCGGUUGCGAGACACACUCUUCGCCUUUCACUCUUGGGCGCAGGGCUUACGCCCACACAAAAGGCGAUCUUCCCUUCAUCAGAUAAGCUACACAGGUUCCGAGGCUCGAGCACCGGACGAGGGCCUGGUUUUGGCAAGUUUGCAUCGUCUGUUUGUCUUCUGGAUCCUGUUAUCGUGGCUUCUUGUGAGUGCACGGCCGCAAGAUCGCUGCGUCCGCCUUUGAAGCUCGCUCAAUGUAUCGCGUCACUCUACCGAUCUAUGGGCGCAGUUGUCGAGAGUGUCAAUGAUGGGUAAUCGCUUGUUAGCGCCCACAGAAGAUAGCGCUACUAGUCUUCCUAGACCGCGAGUUUUCGAACCCAUCUAUCGGGCUUAUCUUCGCCAAUCGACGCGCCUCCGAGAUUCGUUCGCUAAGCCCGCCACGUCCAUCCGCCUUUGCCCGUGCAACUGCGUGGACCCUUUGACAAAGUGUACAAACAACCUCCGAUCUUCCAGAAUUCUAAACGCACAAACGUAAAGGGGAACAAGAAUGAAGGGCCCGCGCCCUCAUCGUCGUCAAGAUAUGCAUGCAGCUUGUUACGGUCUCCUGCACGUAAAUGCCUUCCGGACAAAAUCGUGGCGGGAACACGGAGUGCGGCCUCGUUCUCGCUUUGUCAAUUUACUACGGGAAUGCGUCAAACUCCGCCU
This is a messenger RNA of Schizophyllum commune H4-8, 899 nucleotides long. RefSeq lists its product as uncharacterized. The record is from RefSeq and is a predicted model, not a curated record. The coding region runs from base 156 to 509 and encodes 117 amino acids. The transcript has a single exon. NCBI's taxonomy places the organism in Eukaryota, Fungi, Basidiomycota, Agaricomycetes, Agaricales, Schizophyllaceae.